CUGCAGUGCUUUGAGUUCACUGCUCGCUCCGCCACAGUCAACCCCUGUUGUAAAUUUUCCUCCCAGAACACGUGACGAUGCAUUUCUUGACUAUAUAUCCCAAGGCCAGCAGCGGGGCUGUCAGAGCUCAGCGCCCAACACAGAAGAAAAACGUCCUCGGAUUCAGCCAUUUAGGAGUUCCACACUUGGGACACACUGCCAGCCUUUGGUAAGUUAACCCCGGCUGUGUGAGCGGCAUUUCAAUGCUGAGAAUGGAGCCUCUGAACAGUACACACCCCAGUGCCGCAGCCUCCAGCAGCCCCCUGGAGUCCCAUGUGCCUAGUAACAGCAGCGGUAAUGGCAAUGAAUACUUCUAUAUUCUUGUCGUUAUGUCCUUCUAUGGAAUUUUCUUGAUCGGAAUCAUGUUGGGCUACAUGAAAUCCAAGAGGCGGGAGAAGAAGUCCAGCCUCCUGCUGCUGUACAAAGACGAGGAGAGGCUGUGGGGGGAGGCCAUGAAGCCGCUCCCCAUGAUGUCGGGCCUGAGGUCAGUGCAGGUGCCCAUGAUGCUGAACAUGCUGCAGGAGAGUGUGGCGCCGGCGCUGUCCUGCACCCUCUGCUCGAUGGAAGGGGACAGUGUGAGCUCUGAGUCCUCCUCUCCAGAUGUGCACCUCACCAUCCAGGAGGAAGGGGCUGACGAUGAGCUGGAGGAGACCUCCGAGACCGCUCUCAAUGAAAGCAGUGAAGGGUCUUCGGAAAACAUCCACCAGAAUUCCUAG
Cricetulus griseus (Chinese hamster) is the source of this 755-nucleotide messenger RNA. Lineage: Eukaryota; Metazoa; Chordata; Mammalia; Rodentia; Cricetidae. The record is from RefSeq and is a predicted model, not a curated record.